GAUGGCAUAGUCAAUCCAACAAUAAGAAAAGAUUUGAAGACUGUACCGAAAUUCUACUGUUGUCCAAUUGAAGGAUGUCCUAGGGGCCCUGACAGACCAUUUUCUCAAUUUUCUCUCGUAAAACAGCACUUCAUGAAAAUGCACGCUGAGAAGAAGCAUAAGUGCAGCAAGUGCAGCAACUCGUACGGCACGGAGUGGGACCUGCGGAGGCACGCAGAGGACUGCGGCAAGACCUUCCAGUGCACGUGUGGCUGUCCCUAUGCCAGCAGGACGGCACUGCAGUCUCACAUCUACCGAACGGGCCACGAGAUCCCCGCAGAGCAUAGGGAUCCACCUAGUAAAAAAAGGAAAAUGGAAAACUGCCUGCAAAACCAGAAGUUAUCUAGUAAGACCAUUGAAUCAUUGAGCCACCAGCCAGCCCCUAGAGCAGAUACCCAAGAGCUGGGAACUUCAGAAAUCAAGCUAGUAGCUUCUUUUGAAGACUCUUGCGGCUCUAAUGUCAGAAAGCCAACUCAUACAACACCUCCAAGAUACCCUCAAAAGUUGCUUUUACCAAAGCCCAAAGUGGCUCUGGUUAAGCUACCCAUUAUGCAGUUUUCUCCGGUGCCUGUCUUUGUGCCUACAGCUGACUCCCCGGCCCAGCCUGUGGUGCUAGGUGUUGAUCAGGGCUCUGCCACAGGUGCCCUGCACUUACUGCCCCUGUCAGUAGGAACCUUGAUCCUCGGCCUAGACUCCGAGGCUUGCCCCCCUAAGGAGAGCCUUUCUCUCUCAAAAAUUAUAAACCCUGUUGCUGUGGAGCCAGUCAGCACAGGUGUUCAAGUGAACUUGGGUAAAACUCCAUCUCAUCCUUUACCAGAAAUCGGAAACACAUGUCAGAAGAACAGCAUUUCUUCCAUCAACGUGCAGACAGAUCUGUCUUACGCCUCUCAGAACUUUACCCCUUCUGUGCCGUGGGCUGGCUCCGAUUCCUCUGUGUCGUCUUGUUCUCAGACCGAUCUGUCAUUUGACUCUCAAGUGUCCCUCCCCAUUAGUGUACACACCCAGACGUUUUUGCCCAGCUCCAAGGUAACUUCAUCCAUAGCUGCUCAGACUGAUGUAUUUGUAGCCCCUUGUUUCCAGUCAGGUGGAAUCUCCAGAGAAACACAGACCACUGGGAUGCAAUGUCUAACAGACGGCCACACCCAGAUGGACCAGGCCGGGGUGUGUGGUGACAUUUUUGAGAGUGUCCAUUCAUCAUAUAGUGUUCCCACAGAGAAUAUUAUAGGCAACAGUUUGGUAGAAGAGACGGUAACUCAUGGUUUGUUAUCUCCAAACGACCCUAAGACGUUACAUCAAGACAUUGAAAAAUCUGCACCAAUUAUAAAUUUCAGUGCGCCAAAUAGCAUGCUUCCUUCACAGAACAUGACAGAUAAUCAGACCCAAACCAUAGAUUUACUGAGCGAUUUAGAAAACAUUUUGUCAAGUAAUCUGCCUGGUCAGACAUUAGAUAAUCGUAGUCUUUUAUCUGACACAAAUCCUGGACCUGACACCCAGCUCCCAUCUGGCCCAGCCCAGAAUCCUGGAAUAGAUUUUGAUAUUGAAGAGUUCUUUUCAGCCUCAAAUAUCCAGACUCAAACUGAAGAGAGUGAACUUAGCACCAUGAACACUGAGCCUGUCUUAGAAUCACUGGACAUAGAGACUCAAACUGACUUUCUCCUUGCAGACACCUCUGCUCAGUCCUAUGGGUGUCGGGGAAAUUCGAACUUUUUAGGUCUUGAGAUGUUUGACACGCAGACACAGACAGACUUAAACUUCUUUUUGGACAGUAGCCCUCAUCUGCCUCUGGGGAGUAUCCUGAAACACUCCAGCUUCUCAAUGAGUACUGACUCAUCUGACACAGAGACCCAAACCGAUGGAAUCACUGCUGCUAAAAACAUACCUGCUCUGGAAAGCAAAGUUCAGCUCAACAGUACAGAAACACAGACCAUGAGUUCUGGCUUUGAAACCCUGGGGAGCUUGUUCUUCACCAGCAAUGAAACUCAAACAGCAAUGGAUGACUUUCUACUGGCCGACCUGGCCUGGAACACGAUGGAGUCUCAGUUCAGCUCUGUAGAAACCCAGACCUGUGCUGAACUGCACGCGGUAUCCAACUUCUAAAAGCUGAGUCUGUGUGGGGCAGCAUUUACAUUUCCUUCUGGAUUUAGAAAAUGGGGAGCAGAGACAACAGUAUUAAUUGAAUGUAGUUGAUGAUGCGGUUACUUAGAUUCUUCUUGGUUCUUUGCCUUUUGUACUUGUAAACAGGAAACUUGUGUAUAAAUGUAAACGUACUAUAAAGUAUCAGAUGUUGACCUGAAAAUACUGUUUUGGUGUUGCCUACAUUUGCCCUUUCACAACUAGUCUUUCUGUCUUUAAAAAACAGCUGUGAAACCUGUAUAGCCAUUUAGCUGAAGCCAGGCCUACCAAAAACUAGUGUACAAGCCUUUCAAAUAUCCAAAACAUUUUAGCUGAAGUGUAACAUACUUAAAUUGCCCCUAAAAUAUGUUUGAUAGUGCGUGUUAGAAAUUCCUCUUUCCUGCUGCCACCAUCAGAUUUCAACAGUAGUGUUUCUGUGGCUUGAGACUCCUCCUGCCUGCAGCUUAAUCCGCUCUGACGUCUCUUCUGAUUCAAAGACGCUAAGGACAACUACAGCUAUCUUUAACUUUUAAAGCAGUUUGCAUGUGUGCUCCAUGCCAUCCCUUCCCUAUGUGAGCUGUUGAUACCAGCAUUAGUGGACAGCACUUUCCUCAUGAGGGGUUUGUUGUAAAAUUACUGCCUAAAGAAAGCAUUUAGUAUAGUGAUCCUUCUAAAUGAGUAAGUCACCCAGACUCUGGGUGCAUGGGGUGUAGAAUCCUGCCUCUGAGCUCAUCCUGGUGUGGCCCAUGCUCUCAACGGCAGGCCAGAGCGGGCUCCAGAGCUGCUUCCCAAAGUGCACCCAUAGGCUGAAGUGAGUCUUGCCACUCUAAUGUUCAAAGAGAAGAAAAACUGGAAAGAGAAAAGGACACCUCCCUCACCCCUAGAUUUCGACUAAGCUUGACAGGGCAAGAGUGCAAUCGACAGUUACUUUCUGGUGACUACUCCAUUCAUCACCUCUUGCUUGAAUAAGGAAAGACAUUGGCCUAGCGAGGAUUAUCUGCCUCAAGGUGAGCAGUUAGAGUAGAUGCAUCUAAAAUACAUUGUGUUUUGUUGCUUUAUUAUCUUUAAAGAGAGUAACACAGAACAGUUUGCUUCAAAGAAAAUGGUUAAAAAUCUAUUGCAUCAAUAAUCAGGAAUUUUGUUUCAAGAUGGGAGGCAAGUCAGGUGGGCUUUGGAGUUUUUGUAUUUAGGAAAUCCUGGAUUCUUAAUUGUUAGCCACCUUCUAGGCAAGUAAGUCAAUGCAGCCUGUAUGUUUUGUGGGUUUACCAAAAAAUACCCUGUUCUUUCUGUGGGACACACUUCUGCCAGAGGCUAAACCCUCAAAGUAAAACCUAAGAAGGGAACUAAUGAUUCAUUAAAGUAAAUUGAUGGUGGUGUUACCAAUUCCCGUCCCAUACACCUGAGGCAGAACUGUUGCUCACAAAUACCGCAUCCGCCGAAGUAGAUGAAAGUUGGCUUUGGUCACAAUUGCCUAUGAAUGUGGAUUCCAAAAUAAACAUAAAGCCUUAACUUAGAAUUCCAUUGUGUUUUAGAAUCAUCACUGCCUUAAUGUUCCAAGUAUAUAUUUAUUUUCUCCUAGUAAAGGAGAAAUGCAUGUUUACUUAUGGCUCUUUGUAAAUAUAAAUGCAGUGAUCUGCAGCUAUAAAGAAAAUGUGUUUCAGUGACUUUUGUUGAUUCAGCCAAUAGUUACUUACAGAAAAAUGAAGCAUGUAAUAUUCAUGUAUGAGAACUAUUUGCCACCAAAACCUCAGUUAUUUGAAUUGUUCUAAGAUUAUUUGUAAAUGCCGAAAUUCAAUGAUUAAAGAGAAGCUAGAAUUCUACCUUUUUGUGAAUUCUUCAACCUACUCAUAAUGUGACUUAAUGUUGCCUAAACUUUUCAAACUCAUCUUCUGAAAGUCACAAAACAUAAAGCUUGGACCCAGU
Molecule: messenger RNA, 4074 nt
Organism: Tupaia belangeri chinensis (Chinese tree shrew)
Lineage: Eukaryota; Metazoa; Chordata; Mammalia; Scandentia; Tupaiidae
Gene: ATMIN
Product: ATM interactor
Biological process (GO): positive regulation of transcription by RNA polymerase II
Cellular component (GO): nucleus
Molecular function (GO): DNA-binding transcription factor activity, RNA polymerase II-specific; transcription cis-regulatory region binding
Source: RefSeq, a predicted model, not a curated record